This is a messenger RNA of Canariomyces notabilis, 1695 nucleotides long. RefSeq lists its product as uncharacterized. The transcript has 3 exons. The record is from RefSeq and is a predicted model, not a curated record. Gene Ontology annotation, biological process: poly(A)+ mRNA export from nucleus. Gene Ontology annotation, molecular function: double-stranded DNA binding; RNA binding. Bases 1 to 1695 code for a protein of 564 amino acids. Lineage: Eukaryota; Fungi; Ascomycota; Sordariomycetes; Sordariales; Chaetomiaceae.
AUGAGCACUGUGGUCCAGUUCCUGACUGGCAUUCGCCAACUCGUCCUCGACAAUAACGGCGAUGAGCUUCGCAAUUGGCUGCUCGUCGAGCCUCAAUCGCCCAGUAUCUAUUUCCAGAUGGGCGAGGAGAUUCGCACAGGGUUUCGCUCCAAGUCUCCGGCGCUUGAAAACCUGGUCGAACAAAGCCUCCCGGAAGAGGACGAUGUUCCCGAGGGGAAAGGAUCCCCGUGGCCGGGGUUCAACUCAUUCAUAAAGGACUUUUUGGAAUACUGGCGUGAUGCCGACUUUGACGAUCUUGUCCGGCAGCAUUCCCGCCUCAGCGACCUUCUCAUAUCCUGCGCGAAUGCCCUUGCUAAUCCCACCUACGGCAUCAUGCUGCUGCAGACCAGCAUGGCGCUCUCUGAAUCGCUGUCCAAGUUGGUCAUGCACCUGACCCGUCAGCCUGAUCUGCUGGCAGAGAUUGAGGGCGACAUGACUGGGGAGGAGGCCGGCGAGCGGAAGUCCAUCGUGGAGCUAGCCGCUGAUAUCAUCCAGAAGAUAUUCACUUCUUGCCUAACAGACCGCUCCAGCACAAGAUGGUCGCCGCCAAGAGGGAAGAAGGUGGCUGUCUACCUCUUUGCCAAUCUCACCUUGAAACUACUUUUUGCCUGCGACAAGUCCAGGCUCGCCGUUCAAAUGUUUACUAACCUCUCGACAAGCGGGCCCGCGCUCUCGCUCUACCCGGCCUCCCAGCGAGUAACCUUCCUGUACUACCUGGGCCGGUUCAACUUCGACCACAACCACUACCUCCGCGCCCAUAUGUGUUUCGAGGAGGCCUACCGCCAAUGCCCACCUGCCUUCCAAAAGCACCGCCGUCAGAUUCUCACCCAGUGGAUCCCGACCAACCUUCUCCUCGGCCGCUUCCCCUCCCGGGCCUUACUCGCACGACCCGAAGCGGCCGGGUUCGCCGACAUCUUUCUCCCCAUCUGCGAAGCGAUCCGCUCGGGGAACUUUGUCGCCUUCUACCGGGCCCUCACCCACAGCCGCGACUGGCUCUGGGCCAAGGGCUUCUACCUGACCUUCCUCUACCGCCUGAAGCCGCUGGUCUGGCGGUCCUUCACCAGGAAGACAUUCCUCCUCACCUGGAAGGGCUCAGUCGACGACUCGUCCAACAAGGCCGCCUCCCUCUCGCUCGAGGAUCUGGUCACCACAGCCUCACACGUGCAGCGGCUGCUCGAGGGCUACGUCCCGGCCAAACCGCCGCCGCGGGCUACACGCCCGCCCUCACACGUUAGCUCCCUGUUCAUGAAGGCCGUGACCAACAGCGCGGCGACUUCCUCCGAGACCGAAACCGAUUCCUCACCGCUGCUCGUCCCGCCGCCGGGGGGCCCGCGCCGAUUGAUGCCGUCCGAGGGCCUGAUCUUUGGCAACAUGAAGCCCAAUCUCGACAACGUCGAGGCGGUCGUAGCGGGCCUCGUCUACGCGGGCCUGCUCAACGGGUUCGUGGCGCGCCAGCAAAAGCGGUUUGCCGUGGAAGGGGCCAAGCGCAAAGGCGGCAACCCCGUCGCGGCCGGCUGGCCCAAUCCGUACGAGAGCAUACUGGAGCGUUUUCGGGAGCAGCACCAGGAGGCGCUGGACGCGUGUGACAGCGGGGAGAACGUGGAGCCGCCGGGCGAGUUGGACGAUGUUCCGGGAUGGGUGCGGAAUCCGCCUUGA